AUGGUCAGAAUGAGAAACAUAGAUAGGAAGGAAUUUUUAUUUGAAAAUCCUGUUAAUGAUAUACCUAUGGACGUAAGACGAGUGAAACUGAUCAGCCAAUCAGAAUGGAAACGUUUAAAAAACAAACUGGAUAGUAAUUUGAAUGAAACUUCUAGAAUAGAAGAGAAGUUACAGAUUGAAAAAAUUAAAACACAGUCAAGAGAAAUGGUCAAAAAAUGGACAAAUACACUUUUGGGAUCAAGAGAAAAGAAGCUUGAAGAUCGUUCUAAUCGUUUGGCCGAUGAGGAAAAAGGUAGAAUGGCCAUCGAUCGUAAAGAGGAGAAAUUCCAAGUGGAACAAAGAAAGAAAGCUGUCGAUAAAGCGAAGCAGCAAUUAUAUUACGAAACGGAUCGUGUUCGAUCAUUACAUUCAGGCUUAAACCUAACAGAAACUUUGAAAGAACGUGAUAUGCAACUGAGAUUUAAACAUUUCAAAAAUAAAUCAGAAGUGAACAAAGGAAAAGUAUAUCUCGAAACGAUGCGGAAAAGUAUUGAAGGAGCUAUAAAGAAAGAACUAGAUGAAGCUGAAAGAAGACAUGAGAAAAAUUUAUUAAAUGCUCAAGAAUUAAUAGCACAAAUAAAAGAACAUGAUGAACAGAAAAAACGUCGUAAAGAACAAAUAUCAGCUGAAGGCGAAGCGUUGAGAAAGAAUGCAACAAUUGAUUUAUUAGAACGUGAGAAGCUCGAUCAAAUCUAUCGUGAUCAGAUGAGAAAACUAGCAAAAGAAUUUCAAGACCAAAUUAAUGGUCAUAUACAAAUGAAAGAGAUUGAAAAACUAUGUGAUGAAGAAAUUGAAGAACAAUGUCGAUUGUUUGCAGCAGCUAAGAUCAAAAUGACAAAAAUGCGUAUCAUGAAGGAACGUGAUAUGUUUCAACAAAAAGAAGCCGAACUACAAAAAAUACAAGAAUAUUUAUCAGAACAAUUGAAAAAUGCACAAACCAAUGAAGAAGCACGUUUAAACAGAGCAACAACAGAAAAGGAAGAAAAAUACCAACAAGAUACAAAAGAAAAAUAUGACAAACAACUGAAAAUUAUCCAAGAAAUCAAUGAAUAUAGAGUGGAUGAAAUAGAAAGACGUAGAAAACGAUUAGAAGACGAGAAACAAAUAGAAUUAUGUGAAAUACGUGGAAGGAUAGCAGCUGAAUUGGCAUUAACUGAAUAUGAAAAUGCAUGUAAGACAAAAAAACUGGAAGAACGAAAGCAAUUAUCACGACAGUUACUGCAGGAAUCAAUGGUAAAACGAGUACUAGCCAAGAAAGAACGCAAAGCAGAAAUUGAAGCGAUAACCAAUGAAAAUAAACUGAUUCAAAUGGAAGAAAAAUUUUUUCAAGAUUACGCAACUAGAGUAAUUAAUCAUUGUAAAGCGAACGGUCGAAAUGUUUAUCCAUUGGAAAAAGCAACCCAUACAGGAUCAAUGACUGGUCUAGGCACCGGUUUACCAAGUUUAGUGACCAUUAAUAUGAAUCAUCCAACUGAUGGUCAACACAACAGUGAUCAAUCUACGAGUACGAAUGAUCAACGUUACAAUAAAGAAGUGCGUAACAAUGCUAUGUUAAAUGGAAACUUGACAAAUAAAAAAAUUAAUACUAACAAGCGUUUAGGAUUUGUUUGGUGA
Messenger RNA from Schistosoma intercalatum, 1653 nucleotides. The record is from the annotation of a GenBank genome assembly. NCBI's taxonomy places the organism in Eukaryota, Metazoa, Platyhelminthes, Trematoda, Strigeidida, Schistosomatidae.